Molecule: messenger RNA, 3229 nt
Organism: Xiphophorus couchianus (Monterrey platyfish)
Lineage: Eukaryota; Metazoa; Chordata; Actinopteri; Cyprinodontiformes; Poeciliidae
Product: von Willebrand factor A domain-containing protein 5A-like
Exons: 20
Coding region: 64-2436 (790 amino acids)
Source: RefSeq, a predicted model, not a curated record
UUGCUGCCUACUUUAAAGCUUUUUAACCCAUUUCUCCCUGAAGUUGUCUGCCUCACAGGAACAAUGAUGAACUGCUGCGCUCUGCUCACUGAAAAGAAGGAACCAGUUCCUCUGAAGAGCAUUGAUGCUCAGCUGGAGGUGAAGGACCACGUAGCUACUCUGGUCUCCACUCUGAACUAUGAGAACAAGGAGGACAAACCUCUAGAGGCUGUGUUUGUCUUCCCUCUGCCUGGAGAUGCUGCUGUGUGUCAUUUCAGUGCUCAGAUUGGAGAAACACACAUUGUAGCUGAGGUGAAGGAGAGACAGCAGGCUCAGGAGGAGUAUGAUGAUGCUCUGAGCUCCGGUCAGCAGGCCUUCCUGUUGGAGGAGAGUGAGCAGAGUCCAGAUAUCUUCUCUCUGAAGGUGGGCAGGCUGCCUCCAGGAGAGAGCGCCUCCAUCAGGCUGGAGUACGUCACUGAGCUGGCUGUGCAGGCUGAUGAUGGGCUGAGGUUCUGUCUGCCUGCUGUGCUCAACCCUCGAUACCAACCUCAGGGUAGUGAAGGUCCCAGUGUCCAGGUGACCUCAGUUCCAGCCUCUCUGGUGCCCUACAGUCUGUCCUUUUCCGCCCAAGUGUCCUCUCCUCAUCCAAUCUCUAAAAUAGAGUCCAGUUGCUCUCUGGAGCCUCUUCAGUAUCUCAACGCUGAUCAAACUCAGGCCACGGUUAAAUUGGGUGGAGGACACAAGUUUGACAGAGACAUUGAGCUACUGAUUUAUUACAAAGACGCCCACCAGCCCUCUGCUGUGGUGGAGGCAGGACAGGCCUCUGCCAAACCUGGCUCUCUGAUGGGUGACCCAGUGGUGAUGGUUAGUCUUUACCCUGAGUUCCCCCAAUCAGUGAUGUCCUCACGCGCUGCCUGCGGAGAGUUUGUGUUCUUGAUGGAUCGAUCAGGAAGUAUGGGCUGCCCCAUGAACAACAGCACACCGCAAGAAACUUGCAUUAGCAUUGCACGGGAUACUCUGCUGCUCCUGUUGAAGAGUUUACCAAUGGGCUGCUACUUCAGCAUUUAUAGUUUUGGUUCCUCCUUUGAGCACAUCUUCCCUAAGAGCGUGGAGUACAGUGAGAAGACCAUGAAGGAGGCUCUAGAAGAGGUUGAAAAGAUGGAGUCUAAUCUUGGAGGAACAGAGAUUCUUCAGCCUCUUAAACACAUUUACAGCCAAGCCUGCAUUCCCAAACAUCCUCGACAGUUGUUUGUCUUCACUGACGGAGAGGUGGGGAACACCAAAGAAGUUACUGAUCUUGUUAAGAAGAAUGCAGACUCCCACAGGUGUUUCUCUUUUGGGAUUGGAGAAGGAGCCAGCUCUGCUCUCAUCAACGGGAUGGCCAAAGACGGCGGAGGUCACGCUCAGUUCAUCACUGGGGCUGACAGGAUGCAACCAAAAGUGAUGCAGUCACUCAGGUUUGCACUGCAGCCAGCUGUGGAGGACAUUUCCGUCUCUUGGGAUUUACCAAAGGGAGUGUCCGCCACCGUUCUCUCUCCACCCAUUACAGCAAUAUUUCAGGGUCAGAGAUCGCUGAUUUAUGCUCAGCUUACAGGACCGAGUUCAGAGGAAGCCGAUGGCAGUGUGACAGUGAAGUACAGCCUGGCAGGUCAUCCCUCUCAGAACCAGCUGCACUUCAACCUCAAACCUGCAGAGGACUCUGGAUUAACAGUCCACAGGCUGGCUGCUCGCACUGUGAUUCGCUCUAUGGAGUCAGAGGAGAGGACACGAAGAAGACACCAGGAUGAAGAAAUGAAGAAGAAGGUGGUGGAGCUCAGCAUCCAAUCAGGAGUAAGCAGUUGUUUCACUGCCUUCAUUGCUGUCAACAAAGACAGCGGCCAGGCAGUUCAAGGACCGCUGGUGCGCAGAAAUGUCCCGACAGCAGCUCUGGCUUGCAACUCUCCAAGAAGAAUGGCUAGGUCUUGUUCGGCUUCACAAAGAAAUAAUAAGUUUCGUCAUGCUCCACGAGACAAUAGGUCGCUUUGUAUGGAGAGCUCUCGUAGUUACAGACAUGAAGAACCCAUUGAUUGUGAUGGUGAUUUAGAUUCCGGUAGGUCAGCACGGUCAGCCGCUGAACCACCACAGCCCCAUAAAGACCCUCUGCUGCAGCUGGUGUCCCUGCAGAAUGCGUCUGGCAGCUGGAUGCUUCAUGAAGCUCUGGCUGCUGUGCUGGGAAAAACCAAAGAGGAGGUGGAAAAGGCAAAACCAGAACUGGUCAACAAUGAAGUGUGGGCCUCCAUUCUGGCUCUGAUUUGGCUUCAUGGUUUUAAGAUGAAUGCAAAGGAGGAGUGGGAGCUUCUGGCUAUGAAGGCGGCAUCAUGGAUUAAAGCUCAGAACGCUCCAUGUGUGUCAGAGUGCGUUGAAGCUGGAAAUAAACUGUUGGGUUGCAGCAUGAAGAAAGAAGCUCUGGGGCUCUGAGGUUUUCUGUGAACAGGCUUCAGCUCUACUAUGAAAGCAGCUGAGUGGAGAAAGGAAAACACUGAAGUUAAUGAUGACCAAGAAGAAGAUGUUUAUUGUAGAUUAUAGAUGUGUUUAUUCCAAGUCUAGGAUUUUUUUUCCUUUUUACAACAUUUAAUCAUGCAUCUGUCAGUAUGGCUUGUAAUAUUUGCACUCUAUGCAUAAAACAGAAGUCAUGGAGCAUAGAGAUGCUUUUUGUUUACUACAAUCAACAUAUUUGCAAUUUAACCAGUUUUAUUGAAACAUAUAUACAGUAUAUAUAUGUAUAUAUAUAUAUAUAUAUAUAUAUAUACUCAUUUAAUUUGUGAAAAUUAAAUGAGUAAUAGAAAAUAACAGCAUACGAGAAAAUAUUCACCUUUCAGUUUUUUAAGUGAUUCUCUAAAUCCCUUCUUAGUCAAUCUGGCCCUCAGACCGGUCGACCAUUUUCUCACACUUCUUUGACAUAAACCUUUAAACUGUAUUUAACUCAAUAUCCAACCAAACAUUGUGGUAUCUGUGUAUAUUCAGAGUUUCUGUGAAGAAUUGUUUGUGAAGAGCUGUUUGGGACUCAUGCUAUUGUUCUUUACUGCAGUGGUCCCCAACCCCCGGGCCGCCCCUGGUCCCAUAAAUUUCCGAAGUCAUGCGCCCCGGUCCGCAGCAAAUAUGCGAAGUCUCGACCGGUCCGCGAUACUAAAAAGGUUGGGGACCACUGCUUUACUGUAUAUGUUCCUAAGAAGCAUUCCUAUAACUUCAUAGUGUAAGACAACACCGAUCA